Molecule: messenger RNA, 570 nt
Organism: Lactuca sativa (garden lettuce)
Lineage: Eukaryota; Viridiplantae; Streptophyta; Magnoliopsida; Asterales; Asteraceae
Source: RefSeq, a predicted model, not a curated record
AUGUGGUAUGAUGAUUGGCAUCAUCUUGGAGCUUUCUCUUAUAUUCUUUCUCCUAGAGAGAUUGCUAGUGCAGGGUUCAGAAUUUCUGACAAGGUUAAGGAUGUUAUUGUUGACAAUUCUUGGUUUUGGCCUCCUGAGUGGCUCACUCUUAUUCCUCAGCUGAAUGACUUUCAAUUGCCGGUUAUUGAUCCUAUGGCGGCUGAUAAAGUCUUAUGGAGAAAAAGGGAUGGUCAAGAGGUGGAGUUUGAUAUUCAUCAAGUGUGGAUUGACCUAAGCAAUUGUGGUCAAAAGGUCCCUUGGGUUCACCUUGUUUGGUUCAAACAAUGCAUUCAUAGACUCAGCUUUAUUUUAUGGCUGGCUAUCCAUGAAAGACUGAUGACUCAGGAUAGAAUGAGAUUUUGGGACAAAAAUAAGAAUCUCAAGUGCACUCUUUGUAAUAUGCAGCCGGAUUCGCAUUCUCAUUUGUUCUUUGAAUGCCCUUACUGGUUUCUUGUGUGGAAAGUUGUGAAAGAUAAAGUGGGAAUUAGAAGUAAUUCUCAUGGUUGGAAAGAGUUAAUUGAAGAACUUUAA